CGCGUGGCCAAGGGCUGCUGCAGCAGCAGCAGCAGCAGCAGCGGCCACUGUUGGGACUUCGGAGACGGGAGGAGGUGUUGGCAAGGACCUGCUCGUGAGAACGCUCGUUCACGUGAAAACCCGACCCAGGUGUUUCACUCAGCAGCAGCAACAUGAGCCUCGAUUUCAAACCUGGGGACCUGAUCUUCGCCAAGAUGAAAGGCUAUCCCCAUUGGCCGGCCAGGGUGGAUGAAGUUCCUGAUGGAGCAGUGAAGCCACCCACAAAUAAGAUGCCUAUAUUCUUUUUUGGCACACAUGAAACAGCAUAUUUGGGACCAAAAGAUAUAUUCCCCUAUGCUGAAAAUAAAGAAAAAUAUGGCAAGCCAAAUAAAAGAAAAGGCUUUAACGAAGGAUUGUGGGAAAUAGACAACAACCCCAAAGUUAAAUUUUCUAGUCAGCAGUCCCAGCCAGCUGUUAACACUGCAGAUGAUAAAGAAACUCCUGAAGAUACUAAUAUAGAUGCUACAGAGGAAAGUGAGCAAAAAAUGGGGCCUAAACGGAGGAAAGCUACUGCUCUUAAAGGAUCUGUUAAGCAAGAUAGUCUUGACUCUGAGGUUGAAAUGGAAGAUAAAGAGAUGGAAACACCAAAAGAGGACGAUUCUUCAGAAAAACCUACCAGUGAAGAUGUGGAAAAAACAAGUGAUGAACCUGUUCCCAAGGUUGCAAGAAGGGGGAGAAAAAGAAAGGCUGAAAAACAAGCAGAACUUGAAGAGGCAGCAGUGGCGGCAACCACAGUUGCAGUGGUUACAGUUCCAAAAUCAAGCCCUAAAAGAGGAAGGCCAGCUGCUACUGAAGCGAAGAUUCCAAAACCUAGAGGGCGACCAAAGUUGAUAAAACCAACCGGUCCUCCUGAAAGCGACACUGUUGAUGAGGAAGAUAAGACCAAGCGAAAGGGAGUUGAUGAAAAACUGCCUAAAAAACAGAAAAGAGAUGAAGAGAGUCAACGGGAAGAAGACAAAGUAAGAAAAGACCCAGAGAAAAAAGAAGGGAAAAAAGAAGUUGAGACGAAAAAGAAAACCACCACUAAAGUGGGAUCAGCCUCAGACUCUGAAGAAGAUGGAGACGACCAGGAAGGGAGUAAGAAGAAAAAAGGAAGAAAUGUUCAAGGGCCCCAUAGAAGGAAUAUUUUAAAAACCCAGCAUGAGCGAGAAGGAGCAGAAAGAAAACGUAAACAGGAAGAUCAGGUGGAAGGAGAUUUGCAAAACAAGGAAGAAAGCAAGAAACCAGAAGCUAAGAAGAUGGAGAAAAAAAGAGAAACAUCAAUGGAUUCUAGACUUCAAAGGAUACAUGCAGAAAUCAAAAACUCACUCCAAAUUGACCAUCUUAAUGUAAACAGAUGUAUUGAAGCUUUGGAUGAGCUUGCUUCUCUUCAAGUAACCAUGCAACAGGCUCAGAAGCAUGCUGAAAUGAUUUCAACACUUAAGAAAAUACGGAAGUUCAAAGUCAGCCAAGUUGUUAUGGAAAAAGCAACCAUGCUCUACAACAAAUUUAAGACUAUGUUUCUUGUGGGAGAAGGAGAUUCUGUUCUUUCUCAAGUGUUGAAUAAGUCACUGGCUGAGCAGAAGCAGCACGAGGAAGCAAACAAAACCAAAGAGCAGUGGAAGAAGGCACCAAACAAGAAAACUGAGAAGGAGAGAGAGCAAGCAGGCACAAAAAUAGUGAAUGGUGGUUCUGAUUCUCAAGAUGCAAACCAGCAGAAUGGAGACAGCACAGAGGAAAAGACAGAGAAGCUUGAUGCUGGCAGUAAGAAGAAGAUGCCCAGUGAUGGUAGAGAACAAGAGAAGACGAAGGUUGCAACCUCUGAAAACGAAUGACUGCAGCUUACACUUUUGUAAAGUACAUUUAAAGAUAAGGAUUUGCAUUUGAGAACGACAUUGCUGAAAGUUUUAAAUAAUUUUAUAAGCAUAGUAUUUUAAUGUGUACAAUUCCAUGGGGGUUGUGAAGAAUCUCUCUUUACCUUUGUAUUUAAACAUCCUGAUAGCAUUUGGCCCAGUAUUAAUAAGCAAUACGCAGUUCAAAUGUAAAGCGUUUUAGAGACUGAAAAGUGUUUGUAUGUUUCAGGAUUAGUGCUGUAGUAUGUUUUAUCUAAAUACUGUAUGUUUGCUUUUUAGUUAAUGACAGGAAUCCUUUCUUUGAAAAUUGCCAAACCACUCUUGUACAAACCUAUUUUCUUCCUGCUGUCUGUGCAUAGUUUUCAGAGUUGAUGUUUGCCAAAGUUGUCUGCUCACUUGUGUUUUUUGUAAGAAGCCAAGAGCAUUUUGUAACAGCUGCAUUGUAAUGUAUGGGUACAUUCAGUCAGUCCUUUAUAAGAAGUUAGUUUUGUUCUUGGAAGCUAAUUGUGCCAAUUUAAAAUGCUCUGACUUUCUGUUGUAUGCUUUUGGUAUUGCUAUCAUACUAAGGAAACAUGACUGUCGUAAAACACUGUCUCGA
Anolis sagrei ordinatus is the source of this 2469-nucleotide messenger RNA. RefSeq names its product PC4 and SRSF1 interacting protein 1 (gene PSIP1). Lineage: Eukaryota; Metazoa; Chordata; Lepidosauria; Squamata; Anolidae. The record is from RefSeq and is a predicted model, not a curated record.